AUGUACAUCAUCACUCAGAUUCUUGUGUUGGACAACUCGGUGCUCAACUGGCGGUUAGUGUGCUCCUAUGUCCCCGCCCUUCCUUUUAUUAUCAAUACUUGGGUCUCUGGUGAUAUCACGUCGGCAGUGGGUACUCGCUGGCUGUGGGGGAUAGGCAUGUGGGCAUUCAUCAUGCCGUUGGCGUGUGUGCCCUUGCUAGCAAUGAUGGUCCACAUUGAGUGGAUGGCUCGUCGUACUCCCCAGUGGAAACAACUCAUUAGUUCGAGAGAUACUCAAGAGGAUGAGGAGACUGAACUGGCUCAACAGAAAGUGUCAUGGAAAGAAUAUUUUGUCGAUUUGUUCCAUAAGCUUGACGUGGUGGGUCUCUUCCUCGUGGCAGCAGUGCUUGCGUUGAUCCUUGUUCCCUUGACCACUGCUGGCGGUGUCAAAACUCAAUGGGGCACCGCAAAGAUCAUUGUGCCUCUCGUGAUUGGUGUGUGCAUGAUUCCUGUAUUUGUGUUGUGGGAAUCAAAGUUUGCCGUAAACCCUUUAUUACCGGGACACCUCUUGAGAGAGCGUGGGGUGUGGCUGGCGAUUGGCAUUGCUGUAUUCAUCAACUGGGUGUGGUAUAUGCCUAACGAUUACAUGUACACUGUGCUUGUGGUAGCAGUUAAUGAACUGGUGAAGCUGGCAACUCGUAUCGUCAAUCUUUAUACUUUUGUCUCGGUGAUCACCGGUUCCAUCCUUGGGCUCUUUGUCGUCAAAUUCCGCCGCCUCAAACCGUUUAUUAUUUUCGGCAUUUGCAUGUGGUUUGUCGCUAACGGCUUACUUAUUAAAUUCCGUUCCGGCGAUGAUGCUCGUCUGGGAAUUAUUACCGGGCUUGUGCUCCUUGGUUUCGGUGCUGGUUUCUUCAUCUACGCCACUCAGGCACUGAUUCAAUCGUGUACCAGUCAUAAACAUAUGGCAGUGGCCACGGCUGCCUAUUUAUCACUGUACAAUGUUGGUUCGGCUCUUGGGGCGUCGAUUUCAGGGGCGGUUUGGACGCAGACACUUUAUAAACGACUUUUGCAGUACAUGGGUGACGAAGCUUUAGCCACCAGGGCUUAUGGGUCUCCUUUUGAAUUCAUUGUUGAUUACCCUUGGGGAACUCCAGUUCGAAAUGAAAUGGUGCAGGCGUAUCGUGAAGUGCAAAAGGCUCUUUGUGUCAUUGGUAUAUGUCUUGUCGCCCCCAUGUUACUUUUGCUGUUCUUCCUCAGAGACCACCAGCUUGCUCUGACUCAAGAAUUGAAGGAUAUUGAAGAAAAGGAAGCAAAAGACAGGUACAAAGGUUUGUUCAACGUUCUAUUCAAAAGAAAAAGACAGUCGGAGAGUGCGGGGGUGGCUGAAAUGGAGACUGAAGUGGACGCUAUGAGACAGGUUGAUACUAAGGCUAACGUCGAAUCCAAGAUCGAAAGCGUCGAUGUAAAAAGUGAUAGCGUCGAUGUGAAGACUGACAGUUUUGACGACAAAGUCAAAGAAGCAACGAUCAAGGAGAGAAGUGUCAUCACAGUUGACCAAAUGUACAAAUAG
This is a messenger RNA of Diutina rugosa, 1548 nucleotides long. RefSeq lists its product as uncharacterized. Gene Ontology annotation, biological process: intracellular iron ion homeostasis; transmembrane transport. Gene Ontology annotation, molecular function: siderophore-iron transmembrane transporter activity. Gene Ontology annotation, cellular component: vacuolar membrane; endosome. The coding region runs from base 1 to 1548 and encodes 515 amino acids. The record is from RefSeq and is a predicted model, not a curated record. The transcript has a single exon. Lineage: Eukaryota; Fungi; Ascomycota; Pichiomycetes; Serinales; Debaryomycetaceae.